UCAUGGUGACCUUCCAAUGUUGGUAAUAAUCGAAGCACAUGGUUCUGGACCGCAUGAAGGCCUUCGUUUGUGUGCGUGUGUUUAAGAUUCACGAAAUUGCUUGAUCAAUAUGAUUGAUAUUAACUAAUAAAGUCUCUGCUUGUGUUUCCUUUGCUUGUGAUGUAAGUCUUCUGAAACACAAGUGAUCAAUCGCUCGUGUACUUGUACUCUGUUAAUUAGCUUUCUGCCCACGCAACCGUAAACUUCCUAAGGUCGCAAAAGCUUCACCACCCAAACCUCCCUCCACCACCUUCGCUGUCGUUUUCAGCAUCUCCUCCGUCAAGGGACGAAGAAACGCAUACUUGCGACGGAAGACGCUUAUAGCUACAUUUAUUCCAGUAAUACUAUAUCCAGAAAUAUAGGAUUAUGGAGCUAGAAUUGGACCUGAGUGUGACGGGAGCCACUAGGAAUCUCGCGUUUGCCUCCACCGAGACGGAGGCCGUCUUCGUCCUCCUCGCUCACCUUCCAGCAGGAUUGGUGCGGGAGAAGAUCGAGGUGUCGGUGAAUGAAGAGGGAACGGAGAUUAGCAUCAGCGGAGGAGGGGACAAAUCCGCCGUUGAGACGGUGGUUGGAAGACGACUGCGGUUGAGGAAUGAGUUCGAGAUUAACCCGUUUCGGAAGGUGUUUCGCAUCCCGAAUGGCGUCGCGUUGGAUCAGAUCGAUGCUGGAUUUUACGAGGAAGGAGACAUUCUGGUGAUUUUGAUGCCCAAAUCUGUUAGAGGUAAUGCUGCUGGAAUCGCAAUCCGAGAAGUGCAAGGAGGAGAAGCUCCAAGGGAACAGAAGCUUGAAGGAGACGAAGUGAUUUCUAUGGACCGACCUCAUGGUCAUGCAGAAACAAACGAAGCGAGAGCCGCGAUUGAUGAUGCAAAACCACCAAAGGCGGAAGAAGAAGAAGAAACCAAACAAGGAAAAGAAGAGGAUCUAAUCAGAAGAGAAGGGGCCGAGGAGAAAUUGGACCAGAAUGGAGCAGAAAGCUCAGGAACGGACCGUAAUGGAGAUCGAGAACCAAAGCACAUGGAAGCAGAGAUCAAAACACCUAAAGAAAAAGACUUAGAAGAAGAAGAGCGAAGAAAGGUACCUGAUCAACCUCAAAAGCCCUCGAUCGAGAUGGAAGCACCAGAUCUGCAUGGAGAGCCCCCUCCUUCCGCAGCACCGGCACCAAUCAACGGAACGGGACAAGAAGAUACAAUCGAGAAGACGAGCGGUCCAGAUCGAGAAGAAGAUGAAGACGAAGUGCCCGACUCGCUUGAAGCGCCUGACGCGGAUCGAGAUCUCCACCAACCCAAGGGACAGCAGACGUAUCCAGAUCACCAAACGGAACAAGAAGACAAGGCGCAUGAACCGGAGCGACAAGAAGACAGAGCAGUACCUGAAUCGUUCGAAGCACCUCAAUCGGAAGGAGAUCUCCACCAACCCGAGGAACAGCAGACGGAUCCACAUCACCAAACUGAACAAGAAGACCAAGCGCAUGAAUUGGAGCAACAAGAGGACAGAGCAGUACCUGAACCGGAUGGAGAAGAUAUCCACCACCCCGAAGACAAGACAAAACCCGGCGAGAUUUCAGAUCAAAUUCCCCGUCGAUCCGGCGACAAAGCAGAGGAAGCAGCUGACGAAGUCCCGCAGACGGAUAAGCCGAUCGAAGCCCCAGACGCAGGCGAGGGAGAAGAGAGCUCGCCAGGUGAUACAGGAGAGAAAGAGAGAGAGAACGGAUCGAAGGGUAAGAGAAAGAGAAGGGAGAGGGCUAAAGAAGGAGGAGGAGCGCCGCCUCCUUCUCUGGCGGUCUUUGCUUUCAUGUUGUCGCUGGUGGCGCUUGCCGUCCAACUCGUGAGGAGUCGAAGGCGCCGUUAGGCUUCGCACCGGAUUGCAGUUAUGGUGUUGGUUUACAUUGUAGAAUGUGGUAUUGUUUCAAUUGUUUAUAUGGUUCC
This is a messenger RNA of Musa acuminata subsp. malaccensis (wild Malaysian banana), 1964 nucleotides long. The record is from RefSeq and is a predicted model, not a curated record. NCBI's taxonomy places the organism in Eukaryota, Viridiplantae, Streptophyta, Magnoliopsida, Zingiberales, Musaceae.